CAACAGGUGCACCUGACUGUCUUAGUUCAAAUGUUCACAGCACUUCUCAAAGUAACUCUGAACCGAAUCAGAAUCUCUGGAAUCAAACUUCACAAAUUGGAUUAAUUACAUUCUUGCAUUAGAUUUUUUUUUUGCUGUUCCAUCCAAUCAGAUCUGAUGUCGGCUUCCAACGAUCUCAGCAGCAUUCUCACUGAUGCCAACUGGACCAUGUACCAGACUGGCACUAUGGAGCAUCCAUUAACCCCACCAGUUACAGCUCUCCCAGUCAUGAGGGAUCCACAGCUAACCAACAUACAAUUUACAAGUGAUUUCCUGGUGCCCCUUAAGUGGUACCAGUUGGCCCCUCAGUGCUGGACCAAACAGAACGUUCUGGAGUGGAUCAGCUACAAUAUUGAAGAGAGCAAGUUUGACGCCAGCAUGUUGAGCAUGGCCAGCUGUUCUAUGGAUGGCUCCAUUCUGUGCCAACUCUCCCGCGAAACGCUACUGUCCAUGUUUGGACCCCUGGGAGAGAGGAUGUACCACAGCCUCCAGGACCAAAAGGCCAAAUCCGGCGUGGAUGACCUGAGCACAACGUAUGACUUGCUCAACAACUUACUUGAUGACUUCCCAGAAUUCCUGACCAUGUCUGGAGGUGAUGACUUCAAACUCCUGAGCACCGUCAUCGUCAAUGGAGAGGAGAAAGCCAACGACUUUGGUAUCAGUGGGGACAAAGUGAACACGGGCGGAGGUUUGACACCCUCCAGCGAUAAUGGCUAUGAAUCCGGGUCCACCUCCCCCGACAGCCUGGACAGCUCAAACUCAAGAAUGUUGAGCUUCCUGAAUCCCAGUUCCCCUGAAUAUGGAGGAAGUGACUCUGACGCAGAGCUCUCGAAUCUGCACUUCCCUCUCAGUGCAAAGGAACUCAAGGUGGAGGAAGAGGAGUUUAAGCCAUGUAAGAGGAGCAGGGGGAGGCCCAGGAAACUCAGCCGUGGCUCCGAAUACUUCAUCGAGGCCAAGAAAAACAAGCACACCCCAAGAGGUUCACACCUGUGGGAGUUCAUCCGGGAUAUCCUGAUCCACCCAGAGCAGAACAACGGGCUGAUGAGGUGGGAGGACCGGCGAGAGGGAGUCUUCAAGUUCCUGAAGUCAGAGGCUGUGGCCCAGCUGUGGGGACAGAGGAAGAAGAACAGCAGCAUGACCUAUGAGAAGCUCAGCCGUGCCAUGAGGUACUACUACAAAAGGGAGAUCCUGGAGCGGGUGGAUGGCCGACGGCUUGUGUACAAGUUUGGGAAGAACUCGAGCGGGUGGAAGUUGGGAGAGAUGGCCGUUGCAAUGUGAAGUGGAUGCACGGAUGUGAGGAAGUAAUGCAAUCAUGAGAAGGAGUCCUGGAUAGACACGGACACAAAACGGCGCUAAAGAUGGCACUGAACUCCAUCCAAAAGGCCAAAGACACACAGACCCAUUGCUUAUAUCCCUUCACUACUGGGGGUGGUGUUUGCAGAAUGAAGUAAGCCAUUUUUGGCUAAAGUAGGUUGUAUGAACCAAUUAUGAAGUUUCAUUAUUAUUAUUUCUUUUCAAUAUUCUUUGUGGAGGAAACUCUUAUUUUGUGAGUCUAAUCCUUGUUGGCAGAACCUUCUGAGCCCAAAUGGCAUGCUGGCAUGUCUAUAUCUGCUUUGGUGAUCUACAGAAUUUGUCUGCACAUAUUUUGCACAUAUUUUGCUCUGCACACAGUGAUGCCAAUAGCUCAGGUUCCAGCUUUCUUGCAGAAUGAGAGUCAGGAGUUGUCAGAAAAGCACAUCAGGAAAUGAUGUGCCUUUCAAAGCUGAAAAUCCAGUGGUAGCAAAUUGCUUGCACUGGUACAGUACCAGUAUAGCAUUGUGAUACCAAUGUUUGUUGAGAUUGGGGGUACCCAUGACAUAUUCUUUUUAUAUUUUUUACUCAACUGAAGUCAUGCUCCAGAAGGCAGGUAGAAACACAUGUACUAAUUCUACCAAUCAUUUAUUUGAUGAUAUGAAGUAGAUCAAUUCAGCAGGGUGUGUGUAUUUUCUUAAUAUGCAAGGUCUCUCUUUUAAAAGAGAUUUUAAUCUCAACGAGAACCUACAUAAAUAAGAUUUAAAAAAUACAUUCUAACUAAAAAUAUGUUUUGUAAAUAAGGACAUGUUAAAUUUGCUUUUAAAUAAAUUGAUUGUGUUUUAAAUGAUUUUAAAUUAUGUUAUUCAGCUGGUCUGUUGAUUUUAUUCUCUCAAUAUUUUGUUAUGACAGAAGUAAACCUCAAAGUUGUAUUUUUAAGAUAUCUUUAUGUAUAUGUGUGCCAUAUUGUUUUAUACUGUUCAUAUUUUUAAUAAAGGGUAUUUGAGAAAAAUA
Conger conger (European conger) is the source of this 2343-nucleotide messenger RNA. It is a transcript of the gene elf3, whose product is annotated as E74-like factor 3 (ets domain transcription factor, epithelial-specific). The record is from RefSeq and is a predicted model, not a curated record. Gene Ontology annotation, biological process: cell differentiation; regulation of transcription by RNA polymerase II. Gene Ontology annotation, cellular component: nucleus. Gene Ontology annotation, molecular function: sequence-specific DNA binding; DNA-binding transcription factor activity, RNA polymerase II-specific. The transcript is spliced from 9 exons. The coding region runs from base 157 to 1317 and encodes 386 amino acids. Lineage: Eukaryota; Metazoa; Chordata; Actinopteri; Anguilliformes; Congridae.